Molecule: messenger RNA, 1143 nt
Organism: Thalassophryne amazonica
Lineage: Eukaryota; Metazoa; Chordata; Actinopteri; Batrachoidiformes; Batrachoididae
Exons: 3
Coding region: 110-457 (115 amino acids)
Biological process (GO): regulation of autophagy
Cellular component (GO): mitochondrial outer membrane; intracellular membrane-bounded organelle
Molecular function (GO): 2 iron, 2 sulfur cluster binding
Source: RefSeq, a predicted model, not a curated record
GGAGCGUUUGCUACGGACAGUGGAGUGGCUGGUGACCUUGCUGCUGCUGCGUGUCUGCUGACAUUAAAGACCGUCCAGGAAAAGCAUCAUAACCCCAAAUCUACCUGCAAUGUCGCAUUUAUCAGUGCCUCCGUUGCCCACUUCGGGGUUCCGGUUUUCAAAAGAGCACUUGAUUGUUGCGCUGCCUGUGGCGGUGGUCGCAGCUGCGGGAGGUUUCCUUGUCAGUAAUUACCUGAGUGGGCGGAGCUGUAAGAAGGGACAAGUCAACACGUGUUUCUGCAAAGACAGUCCCAAAGUGGUCCACAGCUUCGACAUGGAGGACAUCGGCACCAAAGCGGUCUACUGCCGCUGCUGGAGGUCAAAGCAGUUCCCUUAUUGUGACGGUUCCCACACCAAGCACAACGAAGAAACCGGUGACAACGUUGGACCACUCAUCAUCAAAAAGAAGGAUGCAUAAAUCAACCAACCAGAGAGCUCCAUUCUCCCUUGAUCUCCUCCACCUGGUCUCAAUUUGUCUUGCCAUUUAUAACCAUUACAACGCUGCACUGUUUACAGUUGAUCUCCCGCCCCUCCCAAAUUAAAAUAAUAAUAAGUCAUGCUAUAAUCUUCAUAAUCCAGUAUUGAAUGCUGCAUUCAGGUAUACUCUGAAGGUUCCAUCCUCCAUGCUCUGCUCAGAUAGUGUUGUAAAUGUGAUUUUUAAUUUGAGCUACUCCACGUGGUCUCUUCACUACUUUAUGAAUCAAAGAUUGUUUGAGGUAAGAUUAAAAAGGGACUUUGACCUUCAGAACAGACUGAGGUGUUAUAACUGUACUGUGACAUAUUGAACAACAUACCAUGAAGAGUUCAGCACAAGUGGUCAGUGUAUGUGAUGAACUCUGUGAACAGACACUGUACUGAGGUGUGACACCCGUGUUGUUGUCACCUUUUCCUCCUCCUCUUCUUCAGUCCUCUUUUUAUGGACUGCAAGGUGUGGAGCACCAGCUGGAACAUAAGGCAGCCCUCACAUGGCCUCUCACUGAGUCCAGUUUUUCUUUAUAGUGUAGCACCGCACUUACACGCAGCACUUGCUGUUUAAAAAAAAAAAAAAAUAAGCCCACUUAUUAGGAAUUUACCUUCUAAAGUACACUUAAAACAAAACCUCAU